AUGGCUCAUGCUGUAAGGCUCAACCUAAGAAUGCAGAAGGAACUGAAGCUCCUGCUAUCAGAUCCACCUCCAGGUGUUUCUCUUUUGCCAAAUUCUGAUGAUGGCUGCUCUACAUCUUCCUUGUCAAAUAUUGAAGCUCGUAAGUUUCCAACAUUAUUCAAUCCCUCCGUUUAUUAUUGGAAACUUGAAAUCGAUAUAGUAGGGAUUCCAUCUAUUGCCAUGCGGCAGUUGAUCCGUACGAAUGUUGUCAUAGGGAUAAAAGGGCCUGAAGGAACUGUAUACGAUAAAGGCAUUUUUCAUGUCAGGGUUCAAAUACCGGAAAGGUGCUUUUCGUUGUUCAAAUUUAUUGUUUUCUUCAGUCUAAGGGAUUUUGUCUGAUAAUAAUCUCAAAAAGUUUGUGCAGGUAUCCCUUCCAGCCACCUAAUGUGACCUUUGUUACACCCGUCUAUCACCCAAACAUAGAUAAUGGAGGACGGAUCUGUCUAGAUAUUCUCAAUUUGCCACCUAAGGUGCAAAUUAAAUGCCUGAAAAUAAUUUCCUUUUUCUAUUAGAACGUUAUUUUAUGAUUUCUGUUUCCUAUUCAUCAGAAAAUCAGUUUAUGAGCGAAGAUAAUAUUUCAGGGAGCAUGGCAACCCUCUCUUAACAUUUCUACCGUGCUAACAAGCAUCGUCAUACUCCUCAGUGAACCUAAUCCUGACGAUGGCCUGAUGUGUGAAACUGUACGUGUACUUUUACAUUUUUAUUAUUCAUCCAAGAACUACCCUAACGCAUUGUUAAUUUUUAUUUUUGGGAUCUACAGAGCAGGGAAUAUAAGUAUAAUAGGCAACAGUUUGACCAAAAAGCUCGAUCUUGGACAGAAAAGUACGCCAAGGUUGGAACUGAUGUUCUCAAAAACUAUGAUGUGGUGAUUGUCUCUUCACAAACCUCUUUGAAUCUUUUUUAUAGAUGUAUUUGUCCACACAUGAUAAGUGGUCUGAUCUCUCUUAGACUGAAAAAGAUAAAGCAGGCCAAAACAAAAAUAAUUUAUGCCAUAAUUUUGUAUGUCAAUCAAUGUAACUGGUAACAAUCAGAGGAGUUUAAUAUAUUUUUAUCCCAAAAUUUGCAACAACCAUCAAUGUGGAAAUCAGUUUUCAUUCGAUAAGCAGUUUUCUUUGAAGAAAUUAAACUAAAAUUUUAGUGUUUAAGUGUUAAUCUCUUAUCAAUCUUUGCUCCGCAGUUGGAAGCUGAAGCAUCAAAUACUAAGGCUGAUAAUAUCCCCCAUGAGAACGAAAGCAGUCAAAAGAAGUGCCGUCUGACUAGUGAAAGGCUACGUCUUCACUCUGUGACAGAUGUAGAAAAGGAAAACACUAGCGACCAAGAGAAAGCUUAUGCUUCCUGUCAAUUAUCUCUGUCCUCCUCCAGAAGCAAUCUUUCUGAGGCAACAAAACCUGUGUCACAUCAGGACAGCAUGAACGGUGCUGAAAUUGUUCCAAUGCAUAAGCACAAGAUGGAUGGUUCACGUGAAAGUGAAGAGGAAGUGUACCGAGGUUCAAAGAUAAUGGAAGCCAUAGUUGUUUCAGACAGUGAAGAAAGUGAAGAAGACAAUAGACCCACAAAAUUUAGGCUGUCUCUUGGACGACAACGAAGGGCGGAGAAGUGGAAAGUAGAAAAAUUAGGACAAUAG
This is a messenger RNA of Spirodela intermedia, 1663 nucleotides long. The record is from the annotation of a GenBank genome assembly. NCBI's taxonomy places the organism in Eukaryota, Viridiplantae, Streptophyta, Magnoliopsida, Alismatales, Araceae.